AUGGAUAAAAUUUCCUCAAAUUCUACUUCCAUAUUCAACAUUGUAGAUUCUAGUAAUAUUAAUGGGAAAAUUAAAGGGGAAAUCAGUAGUUUUGAAAAUAUAGAUCAUAUAGAUGCUGAAAAUGUGACUGUAAAAAGGGAACUCCCGACUAUACUGGAUAAAACAUCACUACAUGGCGCUGAAUGUAUAAUAUUGUCAUCAAAUAUAUACCUCCCACUGACAGUAUACAACAAAAUAUUUCCCCACCAACAGACAAAUAUCAAAUGGUUGGCAGAUUUACAUAACAGUAGUUCGGGUGGAAUUCUUGCAGAUGAAAUGGGAAUGGGCAAAACUGUCACAAUCGCUACGUUCAUUUACGCACUAAUGUUCUCAAACAAAUUAAAUCCCCAGUUUUUAAGUGGCCAAACACUCAACAUUCUGUUAGUAUGUCCUCCGACACUUAUGCUUCAAUGGGAGCAUGAAUUGUCUUUAUGGGCCAAAGGUAUAAAAAUUACAUAUUUUGACAAGGAUCUCGAUAUCCGUUUUUUACUGCACAACAAGAAGUGCUUUCAUUGCCUUUUUAUAACAUAUGACAUACUUAGACUGUAUAUUAAUGUGCUUAAUCGAAUUACUUUUCUGUACGUGAUUUUAGACGAAGGGCAAAAGAUCAGAAAUCCCAAUUCAAAUAUAACUCAGUGCGCAAAAACAAUUAAUACACCACACAGAAUACUAAUUUCUGGCUCUCCUAUACAAAACAAUUUGAUUGAAUUUUGGUCAUUAUUUGACUUUUGCAUCCCUGGCAAACUGGGAAUAUUACCCCUGUUUAUUGAAUUGUUUGUGGAGCCAAUACGUGCUGGUGCAUCGCUAAACUCAACAAAAUCACAAUCAUCCAUAGCAUAUAGGAGGGCAAAAGCUCUUAGGGAAUUGACAUCUCCAUUUAUUCAGCGCCAUAUAAAGUCGGAAUGUCCUGCCAUUCAACUCCCAAAGAAGACUGAACAUGUGAUAUUUUGUCAUUUAUCUCCUUUGCAAUACCAGUUAUACCACAAAGUAACGACAGACCCUUACAUCAACCGUAUCAUUAGUAAUUAUGCUAGGAUGAAGUUGGACAAAACCGAACAGUACAAUCAUAGGUAUAGAUCGGAAGGGGGGUUGGGUCGAUUGUUCAGGGUAAUAUCUCUGUUAAGGAAAAUCUGUAACCACCCAGAACUACUGAAAUGGCAGUGGAACACUGGCGAACAAUUGAACAUUGCGAGCUCGGAUUCCUAUAAAUCUGUAGACACCGAAGAUUCAUCAGAUUCAGAGGACUCCACCUAUACCCAAGAUGAGACAACUGAUCUACCCAAUGUAGGGAGUGAAAUUGUCAAUACAAACAAUUCCACUGAAGAAAAAUUAAUACCAUUGUCUGGAAAAUUAACUGUGGCACUGGAUAUAAUUUAUGAGUGGGCUAAACAGGGGCACAAAAUCUUAUUCUUUUCUCAAACUAUUAAAAUGCUAAAUAUUGUGGAAAAGUGUAUUAAAAUACCUUUCCUACGUCUUGAUGGAACAGUUGCUAUUAAGAAGAGGGGGGGGAUAGUAUACAAAUUUAAUACUUCGGAAAUACAAUUAUUAUUGUUAACGACGAGAGUUGGAGGGGUUGGACUAAAUCUAACAAGUGCCACUAGGAUAAUCAUAUUUGAUCCAGAUUGGAAUCCAAUGGUGGAUUCCCAAGCCUCGCAAAGGUGUUACAGAAUUGGUCAAACAAAACCAGUAGUUAUUCUAAGACUAGUAAAUGCCCACACGAUUGAAGAGAAGAUUUACUAUAGACAAAUUUACAAGUUCCAUCUCUCAGAAAAGAUACUUACAAAUCCCCGCAUGGAAAGGUCUAAAGUCUUUAAUGAUAUACUUGAUUUAUUUACCUGCCCUGCUCCUCCUCCAGAUUAUGUAAAUCCCGAAACUAGCUAUUUGUCAUCAGAGCUUAAGCGACAUUUGAGAAAAAUAUCCAAAUUGAAGUUUAAAAAUUCGAAUCUGAGACUUAAACGGGCGUUGGAGGAUUUUUUAGACAAAGAGGAAGACGAUAGCAAGAUUUCCGCCAUUUUGCAAAAGAAUAAAAUACAAACUGUUGUUAAACAUGAUAAAACUGUGCAACCAAUGUAUCGAAUUGAAGAAGAAGAUGAUGAUGACAGCAUACAAUUAUUGGACACUUCAUUCAAGUCUAUCCAAUCUGCAAACAUUAACAUACCUACUUGGACCGGUAGAAAAGGCUCCGCUGGAAAAUCUGUUGUGAAUGAUAUUAAAAAGGGGGUAUCUCGAAACGAACUCAAAAAAUUGCUUAUACAGUAUUUCUUAAGAUCGCCAAAGAAUUCAGCCACUAGUAGUGAAAUACUGGAGAAUUUCAGUCAUUUGGUAAAUGAAACACAAAAGAUCGAGUUCAAACUUUUGCUUAAGCGAAUUUGUACAUUAAAUACUCCGGAAGACAAAACAUCGCCCAAGUAUUGGACAUUAAACUCUAGGUAUACAAGACAUAGUUCCUAA
Babesia microti strain RI is the source of this 2490-nucleotide messenger RNA. RefSeq names its product DNA excision repair protein ERCC-6. Lineage: Eukaryota; Apicomplexa; Aconoidasida; Piroplasmida; Babesiidae. Gene Ontology annotation, cellular component: nucleus. Gene Ontology annotation, biological process: transcription-coupled nucleotide-excision repair. Gene Ontology annotation, molecular function: ATP binding; ATP-dependent chromatin remodeler activity. The record is from RefSeq and is a predicted model, not a curated record. The coding region runs from base 1 to 2490 and encodes 829 amino acids. The transcript has 5 exons.